UUUCGUCCGGGUUAAUCGUUGCCAUGGUUACAUUUUGUUUGGAGGCAAUGGACUGGCUCUUCCAGAGGAGGUGAAGUCUAGGUAGCUCUGAAAGUUCGAGGCCACCUGGUGGGGCCGCACCCGAACCAGUUCCCCGACGGCUUCCGGGUGAGGUGGUCUCGGGUUGGGUGGACCGAAGAGAAAGAGGCGGCACGUGGGACGAGGCCCGGCCCCAUCCCCCCCACUCUACCCUGGACAGGAGCGGAGCCUCCCCUGAUACCCGCGUGAAGUGAGGCGAUCAGUGGGAUCCAAAUUGCUCUAGCAGUUGCCCUAGAGUGGAGCAGGCCACCUCAAUAGAAAGAAUGUGGGAUGAUAAAGAUAUUGAAGCAGAGCUGGAAGAAGAAAUAAAAGCUGAAUUGGAUAAAAUCAGCGUUUCAUCUUUGGAGAUAAGUGAAGAGACAUACUCACCAUCUGAUGUUGGUAGUGAGAGUGAUUCAGGAGAAGAAAACUUACCUGAGUCAGUUCUUUACUGUAUUCAAGUCAUAAAGAAUCAGAGUAAAAAUGCUGAAAAUCUUAUUCUCCAGGACUUGGAAGAGCCUGACAUUUCAAGUCCUAGUUAUGGAGCAGUUUCCAACAAUCCCACAGAUUUUUUGGAAGAAUUAACAGUUAAUUUUCAUGAAAAUGCAUUAGAAUUAAAAAAGAGGAUGUUACUUAAAAUACAAGAUGAAUUACAGACAAAUUUAAUCUUUAAUGAAGUUCCUAAUUCUACUGAGCCUCCUAAUUUACCUGCUAAUGAACAUCUUUCUUCAGGUGAUACUGACACAAUAAGCUUUGGAUAUGUUGAAGUCGAGGAGAAAUGUCGGCAGUCUUUUGCAGCAUGGGAGGACAAGCAACGAAAACUGGAGAACUGGGAGAAUGAAAAGCUAAAAGCUCAAAGGGAUAGGGAUGAACAAGUGUUGAAAGAGGAAGAAGAAAAGAUACAUUGCCGGAUGAAGCAAUUUGAAAUGGAAAAGAGAAGAAUAGAAAAUAUUCAUAAGAAAGAAGAAGAAAAGAUAAAUAUUGAAAUGAAGCAACAACAGAAAUUGUGGGAAGAGAAUUUAAAAGAACAUGAGGAAUUCAUCAGGCAACUACAACUAAAAAUGGAGGUGGAAAGAAGAGGUUUGGAAGACCUAAAGGUCAAAGAAAGCCAGCGUUUGUCAAAUCUGCAGCAUAAUGCAGCCAUCAAAAUCCAAGCUAGGUAUAGAACAUUUGUAGCUUAUCAAAAGUAUGGAUCGACUAUAAAAGAACGGGUAGAGUGCAGUAAGAGGAAGAAAGAGAUGCUAGAAAAACAAAACCAAGAGUGGAAAGAAAUGGUGUGUAAAUUCCGACAAAAGGAUGAAGAAAGAAAGAAAAAAGCUGAUGAGAGACAGAAAAGACAUGAUGAAAUAAAUUGUCAAAGACAGAAAGAGCAUGAGAAAAGGCAGGAGGAAUAUGAAAAAAAGAAGAACAUUUUAAAAUGGAAAAAAGAGCAAGAAAUGUCAGUAGUUGAAGUUAGAAAAAGAGAAGAGCUGUCCAGAGAAUUGGUAAUGAAAAAAGAAAACAAAAAAAGGAGAGAUUUGAUGAUGAAAAAAGGAAAUAAAAAAAGAGGAGCUAUUUCCAAAGAAAUUUCAGUGAAAAAUUUUACAAAGAAAGAAGAGAAAGAAGAUAUAGUCAUGAAACCAUUACUGAAAGAAUUCAGUGAAAACAAUGAUAUAGUCAAAUUUAUAUCAAAAGAUGAAGAAGAAGGAAAGAAAGAAAAAUAUAUAGAUGAACAGAAAACUAUGCAAAAAUUAAAGCAAGAACCACCCAAGGAAAUCAUAUCAAGACAAGUAAUAAUGAUGGAAUUUAAAAAAGAUGAGAAUGAAAAUCUAGUCAAAUGUCAAGAGCUGGAUGAAUUCCAAAAGGAAAAAAGACUAAAUGACAAUCUAGCCAAAGAUUCUAUUAAAUCACCAAGAAAUACAUUUAAUAAAAAUACAACAAACCACCUAGAAUUAGAUAAGCAAAGAGAAAAAGGGAGUUUAGUCAAUGAAGAUAAAGAAAAUGAAUGGCAAGAAGACAGGGAGGAUGAGUGGGUGAGUUAUGAUCCAGAACAGAAUGGAAACAUACAGGAUCAGGAAGAAGAUUCUGAAAUAAUAAAAGAAGAAAGAGAAAUGAAUGGAAAAAAUCAGGAAGAGGAGGAAGAUAUCUUCAAAACUACACUGAACCACAUUUUUUCACUCGUAAAAGAAAGUAAUGAAAACACCAUUAGCAGUGCCAGCAUGAUGGCACCAGACAAAGAAUGUGAACCACAAACUCUUGAAAAUGAUGGAAGUGAGGAAACAAAUAUUCUGACAGAUGGCAAAACUCUAAUUCUUAACACCUCCGAUAUAGUUCUAAAAGUGGAAGGUAAUUUAUGCAAGGAAAAAAUUGUUCCCUGUGUACCAAUAUCAUAUGAAUGCUCAGAUGACUCUGAUAGGCUCUCAUCGACAUCUGAAGAAACCAUAACUGCUCAAUCUGUUUUGAACGAAAUGCUUGGGGGUGAAACGCCGAAAGAGUUUUGUGGACAUAGAACAAAAAGUAAAGGCUUGUCUACUAAUUCUCUAAGUAAGGAAGCAGUUUCAGCUUUAGUUGAAGAAAAGAGAAUAGCGUGGAUAAAGGCCUGUCAACCUUGGCUUGAAAUCUUUAGGGAAAACCAAAUUAAGAAGGUAGUUAAAAGAAACAGACCUAGGAAGUCCUCAGUCAGCAAGCUGCCUCCUCUGAAUUCAAUUGCAAUCCUUCAAGGGGGCCUGUGGACUACCUUACAACAGGUUACAACAGUAACAUUUCAGGAUUUGCCGGGUUGUAGUCUUUCCACGUUGUCAGAAUGUACAAGUCUUCAAUUCUUGACUCUUAGGCAUUGCGGAUUAACUGCUCUGGAAGGACUGAAUAACUGUAAAAAAUUGAAAUAUAUUGAUGUACAGGAAAAUCAGAUUCAGGUUAUAAAUUGUGAGAAUUUAGAAAAUCUCUGCAUCCUUCUUCUGAAUGACAAUGAAAUAACUUCUUUUCAUGGAUUGGAUGGCUGUAGUAAUCUUCGAAAUAUUGAAGUUUCAUAUAACAAGAUCACUAGAAUUGGUGGAUUAGAAUCUUUGAAAUCUCUUCAGCAACUAAUUGUGGAUCACAAUCUGCUUAUGAGUACCAGAGGUCUUUGCAGUGUUCCAACUAUUAUACACCUGGAUUGCUCUUAUAAUAAUCUUACUAAAGUUGAAGGCAUUACAGACUGUGGCUUACUUCAGAUUUUGAAGUUACAGGGAAAUUACCUAAAUGAGCUUCCGUCUCUGAAGAAUCACGUUCUGCUCAGAGAAUUAUACUUGGAUGACAACAGUAUUUCAACAUUGGAAAUGUUCUCUUCCUACUGGCUUCCUUUAUUACAGAUUCUAACUGUCUCUCAAAACAGUUUGACUGCAAUUGUGCCACUCUUUCCAUUUGUUUCAUUGGAAAAACUUGAUGUCAGUAACAACUGCCUUUCAGAUCUUACAGGUGUCACCAAGUGGUUUGAUGCAUGUUUUAAUCUAUGUGACUUAUCACUAAUUGGAAACCCCCUUCUCCAAGAAAGAAACUGGAGGCAUUCCAUACUUGAAAUCUUACCUACUCUAAGAAUUCUCAAUGGUGAAACAGUUAAUUCUGAUUCAUUCAACAAUCAGAUUUGUACAGAACCAGGCAGUUUUUCUGCAAUCUGCCAGACCCAGACCCAGGAACUUAACUUAAUAGUUAAAAAAUGCAUCACUGGAAAAAGAAGUAUCCACUCCUCAGAUGUCAUAGACAACUUGUGCUGUUAUUUUAAUGAAUUGAUGAAACUUAGUAGUGAGUACAGAAAUUAUCAUGAACAUGAAAAUUUCAAGAUCACUGAUAGAGAUGAAGAUUUAAAUAUCAUGGAGAAAGACCAAUCAGAAGUACAGCAAGAUCCUACAAAAACAGUAGUCAAUAGCAGCCCACAGCAAAGCAACAUUUUUGUUACUGAGGUAAAUGAAAAGGAACAGGAAUUUCCCCAAACUUCUCCAAAAACAGUUCCUCGUGACAUUUACCCUGGAUUCAUCACAAUCUCCAAACAUAAGCAAAGAGAGAGAACAGAUCAAGACCAAAGAGUCCAUAGGAAGAGGAAGAGCAAGAGCAUUAAGACCACAAAAAUUCAUAACAAGGACAACACUGUCACUGAUACAUUAAAUACAACUGAAACGGAAAAGAAUUUCCAACAUAUUCAGGAUGAUGACAAAAAGAAGUCAAAGGAAGGAUCCUCCAUUCGAAUGCAGAUUAAUUUCUGUACUAUAAAGAAUAUGGCUGCAAUAAUAAUACAGAGAGCUUGGCGAAAUGGCUUUUUGAAGACACAGAUUGCUAUGAAAAAAAGAAAAUGUAGCACCACUGAUAUGCAUACACAGAGGGAAAAGGCUGCAACACGUAUUCAGGCAGUUUGGAAAGGCUUCUUAUUGCGGAAGAAGCUGGCCAAAGCGCUAGCUUCCAUUAAAAAUGAAGUUCUUGAGGAUGACUAUGAAGAAAUCAACCUUGAUGACUUUACGUUUGAUGAAACUGCCUUAGAGAAAGAAUGGCUCUCUUUGGAUUCCACUGACUUCCCUUCCAAAACACAGGAUCUCUCAAUCGAGGUGCAGCAGCCAAAGUAUUCGGGAUAUUUGUCUUCUGAUGACACUUCACUUAAUUUACCAUGUCAUCCAGAUCAAGCUUGGCAAUGUAAUGAGAGAGGAAAUCCAUUCUCUCCUGAAGACUUUCAGUUUACUGACAGAUCAGAAAGUCAAAAAUUGUCCACACCAUCCGAUUUGAAGAGUUAUUUGAAAAUGUCCCUAAGAUCUAAAAAAGAAGAAAAAAUUUCAGAAGAAUGGGGCUUUAAAGAUAUCUCUACUGCUCAGUUGAUGCUAAAGAGAGCCCAGAAAAUGAAAUCUAAGAAAGCAAAGCAUAAACUAGACCCUGCUGUGCGCCUGGCAUUGUUCAAAAAUAAUGGAAAUAAACAUCACGGUAUGAAGGCCUCAAAGAAAGGACACCUUCCCAGACAAGAAUGUUUUGAAGUUGAUGAUGAAGAACAUAACAGUGAAGAUGUACCUAUUUCCAGUGAAAAAACUGAGCAUAGUAAAGAGCUGACCUACCAAUGGCUCCAUACACAAGUUGGGAGUUAUGAAACAACCCUCCCCAAAAAUGUGAAAUGCCAGAAUCACUUCUUGCCUGUGUUAGAUCCAGAUGUACUUAAUGGUGGGCGAGUUCAACUUGUGGCAAGACUUGUAAGGAGAGAAGACAUGGAUGUAGACCUUGUUUCCAUGAACACUGGGAAUGCUUUGGCUCAGAACAGAGAAAAAAAUAAUCAGGCAUCCAGAUACCCAGCAGAAUCUUCAUUUUUAUAGGUCUUAUCUUCCAAGUAGUGGACAAUUCUCCCAAAUACAUUAAGGAAAUAGCUGCUCCAGGGAUUGCUAAGAAAAAAUGUAUAUCACUUCGAGACUAUCCAGCACAGUUCAGCGAUGGAGGGGAAAGUGGGAAAAGGAAGGCGAAAACUUUCAACUAAUCUUGCAAACUUCAACAUGCAAAACAUAUGGCGAACUGUUUCUUUUCAAGAGGUCUGUGAAUAUCUGGUUAUAUGUUACCAAUUGGAUACAAAGUUUUAGAGUACUGCAUUUAAUUUGUUUUACUAUACAUGUUUUGCAAUUUAGCUUUCUGGUGGAGUUAUCUUACUCCCCAUCAGUAAAAUACAGUUUUUGCAAUGGUUCUUUUGCUCAUGUGGUAUGGCCUCCAGAAAACUUUAACCCUUAAUAUAAUUGUAAGGAGGAAUUUAUAGAACCAAUAUCUUUAGUUUUAAAAAACAUUUUAACAUACGUAACUUCAAAAUAAAUUUUUUCUUAGCAAUAACAAUAAAUCUGUAAGUAACAAUGUUGGAAAGUUAAACAUCCUGAUUAUGUGUGUUUUAGUCAAUACUAUUUAAUGUAUUGCAUGUUGGGAAUUUAUAUUUGGUCUUAAGAAGUUUUUAGUCUUAUAAUUGAGAUUAAUGAACUAAAUAUGGAGAACUGUCAUAUUUUCAAUGGCAAAUUGGUUCAUAUUUGUGAUGUUCUUGUUAAAUGUUUUUUAAUGGUUCUAUUUAUCAAAAUACAGUUUAGAGAUGGUCUUGCAAACCUGAUAAAUUAAAACAAAUUGGAUGUUUUAACAGUAUUAUUAUUUGAGCAUGUAGUAUAUUUAUUGUUUUGACAUAUGAAAGUACAUGUGAAUCUAAUAAGUGUUUACUCUUCUGUUAUGAAUCAAAAAAUUGUUAGAAAUUUAGAUUUUCAUAAAAUUACCACCCCCUGAAAUGAUCAGUCCUUUCAAGUCUUUCCAAACUAAGCAUUUUUUGUUAUGUUUCAGAUUUUCCCAAUGUUACAGAUGUCCAACCUUCCUAUCUGUCUACUAAAGUGUAGUGACAUCUUAUUAAAUGAAAUAUGCAAAAUU
Messenger RNA from Monodelphis domestica (gray short-tailed opossum), 6426 nucleotides. It is a transcript of the gene LRRIQ1, whose product is annotated as leucine rich repeats and IQ motif containing 1. Gene Ontology annotation, molecular function: protein binding. NCBI's taxonomy places the organism in Eukaryota, Metazoa, Chordata, Mammalia, Didelphimorphia, Didelphidae. The record is from RefSeq and is a predicted model, not a curated record.